Enhydra lutris kenyoni (northern sea otter) is the source of this 2226-nucleotide messenger RNA. Its product is annotated as UBAP1-MVB12-associated (UMA) domain containing 1. Bases 136 to 549 code for a protein of 137 amino acids. The transcript has 4 exons. The record is from RefSeq and is a predicted model, not a curated record. NCBI's taxonomy places the organism in Eukaryota, Metazoa, Chordata, Mammalia, Carnivora, Mustelidae.
GGCUUUGAUGGGGCGGGGCAGUGGCUGUCUCCCGCGAUCUCCCGGCCUCCCCGCCCGACUGGAUCCCGGAAGCAGGGUAUUGGGCUCCCGUGCGGUAGCGGCGAGGGAUUGCGGCGCGAGCCUCAGAUAGCUGCAAUGUUUCCCUUCUUCAGAAAAUCUCCAGAAUCUAAAAAGCCUUCCACACCAGAGACAGAAGCAGAUGGAUUUGUCCUUUUAGGAGAUACAGCAGGUGAGCAAAGAAAGGCAGCAGAAGGUAAAACUUCAGAGGCCGAAGGCAGCCAACCUUUGGAGACUGGCAAAGAAAACUCAUCCAGUGUGACAGUAGCAGGCCCCGAGAUGGAAAAUAAGGCAGGCCAGACUUUGGAAAACAACUCAUUAAUGGCUGAACUGCUGAACGAUGUACCCUUCACCUUGGCCCCCCACGUGCUGGCCGUGCAGGGCACCAUCAGUGACCUUCCAGACCACUUACUCUCCUAUGACGUCAGCGAAAAUUUAUCACGGUUCUGGUACGAUUUCAGUCUUGAAAAUUCAGUUCUCUGUGAUUUGUAAUAUUUAUGUCUAUUUGCAUCAUAACAGCUUUAAACAAAAGUUUGCCUGUUUUCUUUUACCUGUUUGAUAUUCUUUGCCAUUUCAUUGCUUAAAGGUCCUCAGAAAAGCAAGGAUCAUAAAGCAAACAUUAUAUUUAUUAUGCUGUUUUUUAGAAUAAAGUAUAUUUGUAUAAAAGUUGGGACUUAAGCUCUGCUUCCUUUCCACCAGAUAAUAAAUUUAAAAAUUAGGCUAUCAAGGUUUUAUGAAAGGAGCAGAUUCCUUCCAAAAGGAAUCUCUCUCAAAACAGAACACUUCAAGUUUAUCUUGGGAGAACUGUGACAAAGAGCUGUGGCACUUUUCUUAGUUACCACAACUCCAAAGUCUGUGCUUAGAAUGCAUGUGAUUUCUCUUCUCUGAUUUGGAGGAAGCUUGAAUUAAUGUUAUUCGCUUUCUUCUUCCACAAUGUUUAUGAAUGGAUUCAGGAAAAAAAGAAAUGUUGCCAGUUAGCUUAAUUUCUUCAGUUCCUAUUUAGACACCGAGAGGGAAAUGUAAAACUUUCCCUGAAAAGCAGCGGCCGUGUGCUGAUCCACGAAUGCUAUCCCUCCUCUGGAUGCUGCUUGUUUGGAGUGAUACAUGUGAUACAUUUCAGUUGCCCCAAACCCACCGCAGCCCUUUCCCUCUUGAAUGGUUCCCAUGUGCCUGCCUUUGUUUUCUGCCUCGCUGCUACUCUGGAGCGCGUGCCCUCACCGGCUUUCCAAAGAACUUCCCCUCUUUCUGCUUCAGUUGGCAUUUGCUUCCCUUCCCACAUAUGUUCCCACUUUAUGAAGAGAUCCACGUUUCCUUUCAACCUCUCUGCCUCCUAAAGAAAAACAUCUCAUGAUGAUACAUAUUAUUGCUGAUAACACCCUUAUUUAGAAAUUUGUUGGCCACAAUACAGAUGGAAAUGUUUUGCUGCUAGAAAAGCUGAAAUCGAGUCAUUUCCAAUUAGAGUGUAGGCAAAACACCUAUGACUUUUAGUUCUUGGCUAUCCAUUAUUUACUCCAACUAAAGCAGUAAAGAACUGCCAUUGGUCAGUAAAUGGUAAAGGGAAGAAGAAAAUUGUAAUAGAGUAUUUUCCAUGCCAUGGAAAAUUUAAAUCACAUUUGUUUUGAUCAGGAGCCAUACAGUUUAAUUGAUUCUGUGCCAAACUGUAAGUAUAUUUUUCACAAAGAUAGAGUGCCAUAGUGAAACUAAACACUGUGCAUAAAGGUACGUGAAUCAUUCAAGUUUUAAUGUGUUAUGAAUGUUUAAUAAAUGUAGCAUUGUCUUGAUAAAAAUGCCAUAUUAUUUAGAAGCACUGUCUUGAUAAAAAUGCCAUAUUACAAAAAUGUGCUUCAUUUACAAAUAAUGAUACCACAUGAAGUGAAUGAUUACAUUAAAUCUUUACACAGUUUUCAUAAAACAUCAGUCUAGGAAAUGUGACCUAUUACUAACACAAAUGUGAACAUUUUUUAGCAGUUUUUGUGAAAACAUCCUUCUUAAUACCCAUGUUAAUGUACCUUGAAGCUAAAUGUUAUGUCAUCAAUUUGUCUAAUAUAUUUGUUAAACUGUCUAAAAUACAUUUCAUUUAUAUUUUAUGUCUACCAUGUUAUAAAUAUGCUUAAAUUUUCAUUUGUCUAAAAUAAUUGUUAUAUUUAAAUAAAUGUGAGUUAAAAUAAA